AUGGUGGUGGGGAGUUUGUGUGCUCUCGUACAUGGCGCCGCGCCACCUGCCAUGCUUCUAGUGUACGGUGAGAUGACGGACAUGUUUGUGAAUUAUGAGCUUGAGGCCCAAGAACUCAAAGAUCCAAACAAGAUGUGCGACAACAACACCAUUUAUUGGAUAAAUAUUGAAGCACAAAUGACCAUGUUCGCAUAUUACUAUGUUGGAAUUGGAUUAGGAGUCCUGAUUUUGAGUUAUUUACAAAUUACGUUGUGGGUGUCAGCAGCUGCGAGUCAGACUGACAGAAUCCGAAAGACUUAUUUCCGAAAAGUCAUGCAAAUGGAGAUUGGAUGGUUCGACUGCAACUCUGUUGGCGAACUGAACACUAGGAUCUCUGAUGACAUGAACAAGAUCAACACUUCCAUCGCUGACCAGGUGUCGAUCUUCAUUCAGAGGCUCUCCACGUUUGUGUUUGGCUUCAUGGUUGGAUUCACGGGUGGCUGGAAGCUGACUUUGGUGGUCAUAGCUGUGAGCCCAUUGAUUGGUCUCAGUACCGGACUCAUGGCUAUGGCUGUGGGCCAGCUGACCGCAAAAGGGCUGAAGGCCUACGCAAAGGCAGGGGCAGUGGCUGAUGAGGUCCUGUCCUCCAUCAGAACAGUAGCAGCAUUUGGUGGGGAAGAAAAAGAAGCCGAGAGGUACGACAGAAACCUUGUGGAAGCUCUGAGCUGGGGUGUGAGAAAGGGCAUGGUCCUGGGACUGUUUCAGGGAUUCACGUGGUGCAUCGUUUUCCUCUGUUACGCUCUGUCCUUUUGGUAUGGAUCCCAAUUGGUCAUCGAGACCAAGGAGUUGUCCCCUGGUAGCCUUGUCCAGGUAUUUUUCGCAGUGCUUAUUGGAGCUAUAAACCUGGGUCAAACAUCAUCUUGCCUGCAGGCCUUUGCUUCUGGUCGAGCAGCAGCAAAGACCAUCUUUGACACAAUUGAGCGGGAACCAAAAAUUGAUUGUUUCUCAGAUGAGGGUCACAAAUUAGACAAAGUGAAAGGUGACAUUGAGUUCCACAAUGUCACUUUCUUCUACCCGUCCCGGCCCGAAGUCAAGAUUUUAAAUAAUCUGAGCAUGCAGGUCAAAGAAGGAGAACCCACAGCUUUUGUUGGACCGAGUGGAUCUGGAAAGAGCACGGCAAUCCAGCUCAUCCAGAGGUUUUAUGACCCAGAUGAAGGAAUGGUGACGUUGGACGGCCACGACAUCCGCACUUUAAACAUCAAGUGGGUCCGCUCCCUCAUUGGUAUUGUAGAGCAGGAGCCGGUGCUGUUUGCUACAACCAUAGCUGAAAAUAUCCGCUUUGGUAAACCAGGAGUCACCAUGGAAGACAUUAUCCAGGCAACAAAAGAAUCCAAUGCCUAUAAUUUUAUUAUGGAGCUGCCCCAGAGAUUUGACACUUUGGUGGGAGAAGGUGGAGGCCAGAUGAGUGGAGGCCAGAAACAGAGGAUCGCUUUAGCUCGAGCUCUGAUCCGAAACCCUAAGAUCCUUCUGCUGGACAUGGCCACGUCCGCUUUAGACAAUGAGAGUGAAGCUGUUGUCCAGGAAGCACUGGAUAAGGUGCGCAUGGGCAGAACAACAAUUUCUGUAGCCCACCGUCUUUCCACGAUUAAAACUGUAGAAGUCAUCAUUGGCUUCGAGCAUGGGCGGGUGGUGGAGAAAGGAACGCACAGUGAGCUUCUGGAAAAGAAAGGUGUUUACUUCACCCUGGUCACCCUGCAGAACCAAGGCACAUCCAGCAAAACUAAUGGAAUUCUGUUCGUCUACGGUCUCACAGCACACUGUCAAGCCAUGAUGUCCCUGAUGCUUUAUCAGAGAAAUGAGGAUGAGGAUGAUGAAGAUGAAAAAGUGGAGCCUGCCCCAGUUUCACGUGUCCUUAAGUUCAACCAACCAGAGUGGCCCUACCUGCUGCUGGGCUCGCUGGGAGCUGUUGUCAAUGGCUCCCUCAACUCCAUCUACAGUCUCUUGUUCAGCGAAAUUGUUGGUGUAAGGGCUGCUCCCGAUUUUGCUUUAAUGUUCCAGGCAUAUGCUUUUUCCAAGUCUGGAGAGCUGUUGACCUGUCGUCUGAGGAAAGUGGGCUUCCAGACUAUGUUGAGACAAGAAAUCGGGUGGUUUGAUGACCCUAGAAAUAGCCCAGGAACUCUGACAACCAGACUAGCCACUGAUGCAUCCAUGGUCCAGGGGGCAACGGGUUCUCAGAUUGGCAUGAUCAUUAACUCAUUGACCAACAUUGGAGCAUCUCUGAUCAUUGCUUUUUACUUCAGUUGGAAGUUAGCUCUGGUAGUUAUUUGCUUCCUGCCAUUUAUUGGGCUGUCUGGAGCAUUACAAUCCAAAAUUCUGACGGGUUUUGCAAAUCAAGAUAUAAAGGCCAUGGAAGCAGCAGGGCAGGUGUCCAGUGAAGCUCUUUUCAACAUCAGGACCAUUGCAGGCUUGGCCAAAGAGAGCUUGUUUGUGGAAUCAUAUCAGCAGAAAUUGGAGCCUCCAUUUAAAUCUGCCAAAAAGAGUGGCCACAUCUAUGGCCUCUGUUUUGGCUUUGCUGAGUGUGUCACCUUCUUUGCGAAUGCUGCUUCAUUUAGAUAUGGAGGCUAUCUGGUUGUCUCUGAGGGUUUAUCCUUCAUUAUCGUUUUCAGAGUGAUUUCAUCUCUAGUUGUCAGUGCGACGGCAUUGGGCAGAGGUGCCGCCUACACUCCAGAUUAUGCCAAAGCCAAAAUCGCUGCAGCUCAGAUUUUCAAAAUGUUGGACAGAGUUCCAAAAAUCAGCUUAAGUCCCAAGAAUGGAGAGAAAUGGGACAACUUCAGAGGUGAAAUUGACUUCCUCGACUGCAAGUUCACGUAUCCAACACGGCCAGACGUCCAGGUUUUGAAAGGGCUGGUUGUGUCGGUGAAGCCUGGUCAGACUUUGGCGUUUGUCGGGUGCAGCGGCUGCGGUAAAAGCACCAGUAUUCAACUAUUGGAGAGGUUUUAUGACCCAGAUGAGGGACAAGUGAUGAUUGACGGUCGCCUGUCUCAUAGAGUCAAUGUGCCGUUCAUAAGAGCUCAGAUUGGCAUAGUAUCCCAGGAGCCAGUACUGUUUGGCUGCAGUAUAGCAGAGAAUAUACAGUAUGGAGAUAACACGCGCAUCGUCAGCAUGGAGGAGAUUGUAGAAGCUGCUAGGAAAGCCUUCCUUCAUGACUUUGUAAUGACAUUACCAAAUAAAUACGAAACUCAGGUUGGUCUUCAGGGCUCUCAACUGUCAAGAGGACAAAAACAGCGCAUUGCCAUCGCCCGGGCCAUUGUCAGGAAGCCCAAGAUCCUGCUCUUAGAUGAGGCGACCUCUGCCCUGGACACAGAGAGCGAAAAGAUCGUCCAGUCUGCUCUGGAUGAGGCAAGAAAAGGACGAACCUCCAUCGUCAUCGCUCACAAGCUCUCUACCAUCCAGUCUGCUGACACCAUCGCAGUGAUGUCACAAGGAGUCAUCAUAGAGCUCGGCACACAUGAUGAACUCAUGGCCACGAGGGGCGCCUAUCAUAAACUGGUCACAACAGGCGCUCCUAUCAGCUAG
Messenger RNA from Hippoglossus stenolepis (Pacific halibut), 3555 nucleotides. Its product is annotated as bile salt export pump. The record is from RefSeq and is a predicted model, not a curated record. Gene Ontology annotation, cellular component: membrane. Bases 1 to 3555 code for a protein of 1184 amino acids. Lineage: Eukaryota; Metazoa; Chordata; Actinopteri; Pleuronectiformes; Pleuronectidae. Gene Ontology annotation, biological process: transmembrane transport. The transcript is spliced from 22 exons. Gene Ontology annotation, molecular function: ATP hydrolysis activity; ATP binding; ABC-type transporter activity.